Molecule: messenger RNA, 9024 nt
Organism: Varanus komodoensis (Komodo dragon)
Lineage: Eukaryota; Metazoa; Chordata; Lepidosauria; Squamata; Varanidae
Gene: CALD1
Product: caldesmon 1
Exons: 14
Coding region: 3752-6145 (797 amino acids)
Biological process (GO): angiogenesis; muscle contraction; actin filament bundle assembly
Cellular component (GO): actin cytoskeleton
Molecular function (GO): calmodulin binding; actin binding; myosin binding
Source: RefSeq, a predicted model, not a curated record
UUUGAAGGGCUUUCAGAGGACCGUCUUCUGUUUGAAAGGCUGUCCUGUCCAAAUCCAAUUAAUUUGCUGUAAGAAGAAGAGACAUGGACAUUGCCUAUGAACACCUGGACAAGAGGAAGGAAGCAAUACUGGAGGUUUUCUGGGCACAGUGUUCCCUACUGUGGGGGAGAUGUAUUGCAAUUUGAUUUAAAUAAUAUAGUAUUUAUCUCUGCUUUCAUCUGUAUCUAUCAAGUAGCACAUGCAAGUUGUAUGGAAAUUAGCGCCCCCUUUUUGCCAGUAUAAAAGGCUGGUUAAUGAUAGCAUGCACCUUCUUGCUGUUCAGUUUGACUUCAUGGAGCAACCAGAUGUCAUGCAUGAUUAUGGAAGGGUGUGUCUAUCAUUAUGUUUAGGAAAAUUGUAUUCGGCUCGAGAACAGUUAAGCAUCCCACUCUCCUGCUUAUUUGAUCAGAUUGAGAUCCUUCCAUCACUACACUCCAGUAAAGGGGAAAAAGUUCUUAAAAAUGCAGAUCCAGUCAUGGAUGUCCUUUGUAACAUAUUAUUUGACUCACAAAUUAAACCCAGACUGAAUCUGGUACUAGAUUUUAAACUGCUUUUCUCAGUAGUAUCCUGGAGUUGUGGGAGUGAGGCUAUCACCCAUUGCAACCCCUGCAUCUUAAAGACUAGAAACAUACAUAUGAAAUUAUGUACCAGAUUCCCCCUGGUAUGCAUGAAACCUUAAUUGGAGGAGCCAUUCUGGGGCAGUUUGUGCUGGCUUGCAGGUUAUGCCACCAUGAUCCUUGCCCUGUUGAGUGAAGCAGAGAAAACUUUCCACUCCUCAUGGUGCCCAAAAUUAGAAGACAAAGUGAUAUUUUUAAAAAGAGCAUUGGAUGGAAUUUGAAGGCUAAGUUAGCAAUAGAGGCCUUAAAAACACAGUUCUUGCUUGUUUUGCAUUUAUGGCAUUCCUUCUGUUCCCAGGUAGUGAAGAGUUAAUAUUAUUCUUUAAACAAUGAACAGAUGUAAAUGUCAUUAUGCUGGACUUUUAACAACAAACACAUUUCUUCUUCCUGCACAAUGCCAAUAGCUUUUGACAAAUAAGUGCUGUUUUCUGAGAAGUGGUAUACAGGAAAAAGAAGAAAGGAAGUUAAGUAUCUCUGAAGCAAGGCAGUACGUAUUUAUAAAUGCUUUUCCGCUCUCCCAUCUUCAGGGUAAGAUUGCUUAUUACUAGAAGAAGAGAAAAUACUGUGUUUAUCAGAAGCAUAAAAUAAUCAAGUGUUUGAUUUUUUAAAAGUUCAUUAACUAGUAAGUUGUAUUAUUUCAGAGUGCUCAUUUCCAAUACUGUAUUUACUGUGCAUUUUGCAUCUUUACUCUAUGAGAACAUGUCAGGGUUGCAGUUUUUCAGACUUGAAACAUAUAAUUGUGUCUUCAACACCUGUACCAUACUUUAUUCUCUUACCCCUAUGUCCCAGAAAAAUUCAGAGGACAAGCAUACAAAGAAUACCAGCUGCAACAAAUACUUCACUAUGAUCGGGUGGUCACUAGAUAAAUUGGAUCUAUUUUACAGGGGGAUAAUACCCUAUGGCACUCAUCCGGACAGAAUGAUUGAGGCUGGAUUGUGAGGUACCUGUGAAAAGGGCACUGUCUGUCCUGGGCUCCUUUAUCUUGUUUAGAUCACUGCAAGGUGAUCACGCCAGGUGGGGCUGCCCUUCAAGAGUGUGCAUAAAUUGCACGUAGUGACAACUUCAGUAGCGAAAUCGCUUUCUGGUGUGCACUUUGUUGUCUGCAUUUCACCAGCCCUACAGCCAGGGCCCAGGCUUCCAGCUUGCUUCUGCACACAAUUCGAGGAGCCUAGCCUAGCCUAGCCGAGGCUUUUUGUGAAUGGGGCGGCAUAGAAAUGUUUUAAAUAAAUAGGUAAAUAGCCCUAAGUGAUUUGGGGCCAGGAUAGCAGAAAGAUCACUUCCUGCCAUAUGGACUCGUCCAUAGUUUAAUUUCUGUAGAUUCUGCUAAGCAGCUUGCAGAUAAAGCUUUAAUACAGCUUGCCCCCUUGCCUCCUUUACAGGAUUCUGUGAGAGAUCUAGACGAUACUCCAAAUUUGAGGAGGGGGUGUCCAGUGGAGGAAAUGCACUCUACUGCUUCUUCCGACUUCUUUCUUACUGUAAAAAAAAAGUUGGUAAAGGAAAGAAAAAGGACACCUGCACAAUAUCCUCUGAUUGGAAGCAUCAGGAACCAUCCAUCUAGAAACAAACCAAGAAAGGCUAGGUUGAUGGGAAACAGGAAAGGGCUGUACUCGUGGUGGCAAUCCAGUUUUGGAAAUUUCUCCCUGAGGAGGUUAGACUUGCCCCCUUCACUGCUCGGCUGUUAAAACAGUUUUGUUCCGUGCGGUUUUCAAGCACUGUAACUAGUCGAGUCCUGAGGCUCCUCUUGAAGCGCACCAGCUCUCCUGUGGGAUGCUGAGUAAAGCCAGGCAGAGGGGAAGAAGUGACUGAUACUCUUCAAGCCCCUUGCGUGGCUGUUGAGAGCUGGAGGGGCUUCCGAGCCUGCCCAGUUCAUUCACUUACCAGGAACAGAGCUGGGAGACCGAGAGCUUCAUAUUGCUUGUGGAUCCGCCUCAUCUGUCCGUCUUCCUUUCCACCCACUGCAACACUCACUUUCCAUCCUCUGUUACGUCUCCAGAAGAGAAGCCUCCGUGGUGUUUUCUGCAGCUGCAGGGUGGAGUGCGGGAAAUCUCUACUCGGAUUUCCCCUUUCAAGGUCAUGACUGUGUCUGUGCCUCUGCAGGGGAAGUCACCUAUAACUUGUGGUCCCUUUUUGGCUUUUCUGAGCCAAAAGGUGACUUAGGAAUGUUGCUUAUAAAUAAAAACAUGUGAUACCAGAGGUUCCCACCACCAGACUGAACCCUAAACACAAUGUGAAACAGAUGCACGGUGCUGUCAGCACUGACUAUGUCCCUCGCUCUUUAGGGGUAGGACAGGCUGGUUCCCUACUGGCAGUUGACUGGUUUGAAACUACCCCGCCCUGGCUAGCCCCUUGCACGGAUGCAGGCUUCUGAUCUUGCAUACACUGCCCCUUUGCGUGGAGAUGUAACAAAAUGUACGCCUGGCUUUUUCCAGGCAUACGGUCUCGUCGUUUUUACAAUUAAAACAAACAAUCCUAUACUAUUUCUCUCUGCCACUCCUCAUGCACAUGGGAGGAACAUUUAAUGCAUGUGAUGAAAUACGGCCUGGGCUAGGAAAAGCACUGCCCGAAUAAAUUUGUUAGACUUGAUGGUGCCACACAGCUUUUGCGUGUGUCUUUGUGUGCCCACGUGCACACUCUCGUGUAAUCAGUCUGAACUGCUGCCAGUUGCGCACACGUUGCCUUACCUGGAAUGCGGCUCCCGCUGCAGAUAAGUAUUCGUGUGUUUAAGCAAGCAAAUACCUUCGCAUUCCAACUGUUCUCUGGUCACUCCGACAAAGCCAAGCUGAAAACAACCCCCUCCAGUACAGCGUGGGUGUUUGCUUACCUGUUGCAUCAGCGCAGGACGGCAGAGAAAAACCUGCAGGAUUUCCAUUGUUUGCAAAGAACGGAACUUAACAGAUGGGGCUCUAUUAGAGAGAAUACAGUAAAGAUUAUCCUAUCAAAGAAAUGAUGAUGAUGAGGAGGAAGCUGCCCGAGAACGCCGCAGGCGGGCACGGCAGGAAAGACUGCGACAAAAGGAAGCUGAUGAGCCACAGGGACAGGAGAAACCUGAAGUCAACGCCCAAAACAACAUAGCGGAAGAAGACAAUAAAAGUACCAUGACUACAGUUACCACCGUUACAAAUACGCAAGUUGAUGCAGAUGAUGAUGCGGUGUUCUUGGAGAGGCUGGCAAAGAGGGAAGAAAGGCGCCAGAAACGUCUUCAAGAAGCCCUGGAGCGCCAAAAGGAAUUUGACCCAACAAUUACUAAUGAGAGUCUGUCAUUCACCCGCAGAAAAGUGGAGAAUAAUGUUGAAGAAAACGAGACCCCAGAAAAAGAGAAGGUGGAAACCCACAGAAGACACUAUGAGCUGGAGGAAACUGAAACCAUCACCAAAUCAUACCAGAGGAAUAACUUGAGGGGAGAUGAGGAAGAUAAGAAGGAUGAGGAGGGCAAAGCAGAGGAACAAGAGGAGAAACCAAAGCAGAGAGCCAUAGAAGAUAAUCAGGUAGAAGUAACUUUAGAAAAGAAAACAGCAGACAGUGGGGAGGAAGCUGUCACUGUCAAAGUCCAACAUCUUGAUGGAAACACAGAUGAGCAGAACAUAGAGAAUGACACAGGUGUUCUGGCAGACAGUGGCGGGGCCAUAAGCAUUACAGUAGCCUUUGAAGAAAAGAAGGUUAAGGAGGAUGGGGAUGAAGCAGAGAAACAAAGGACAGAGGAGAAGCAGAGGCUUGAGCAAGAGGAAAUGGAAAGAGUUAAAGCAGAGCAGGAAAGAAAAGCUGAGGAGGAGAGAGAGAGGCUAGCAGCUGAGGAAAAAGAGCGGCUAGAAGCAGAGAGAAAGGCAGCUGAGGAAAAAGAGCGGCUAGAAGCAGAGAGAAAGGCAGCUGAGGAAAAAGAGCGGCUAGAAGCAGAGAAAAAGGCAGCUGAGGAAAAAGAGCGGCUAGAAGCAGAAGAAAAGGAAAGGAUCAAAGCAGAGGAAGAACAGAAAGCUGAGGAGGAGAGAAAGAGAAUAGAGGCAGAGGAGAAAAAAGCUGCUCAGGAGAAGGAGAGGCGUGAAGCUGAGGAGAGGAAAAGGGCUAAGGAGGCUGAAGAGAAGAAGGCAGCUGAAGAAAGAGCAAAGGCAAAGGAAAGAGAGAAGAGGGAGGCUGAGGAGCAGGAGAGAGCGAAAGCAGAGGCUAAGAAGGCAGCUGAAGAAAAGGCUAAGCUAGAAGAAGAAAGGUUAAAGGCAAAACAAAAGGCUGAGGAGAAAAAGGUAGAUCAGGUUAAAGGGAAGAAAAUAGAAGAGAAGAAGACAGAAGGCACACAGGUAAAAGAGAAGAAGGUACAAGAGGAAAAAUCCACAGCUUUUCUAAAAAAACAGGGGGAAGAGAAGUUGGUUAAAGUGGAAGCUAAAAAAGGAAAACUACAGGAUGAGAAACUUCAGCCGGCCUUCAAAAAAGAGGAGGUAAAAGACAGCAAGGUAAACCGAGACAAAGCACCCAAAGAGGAGGCAAAAUCCAUCUGGGAUCGCAAGAAGGGAAUUCCUGAGUCUAAGCCACAGAACGGGGAGCGUUUCCCUGAAUUCCCUGCUCAUAAGCUGAAGCACACAGAGAAUGCUUUUAGCCGCCCAGGCUUCAAAGCUGCCUCAGAUGCUGAAGAAGCCAAGACAGUAUCCCACCCAGAGGCUGGCAAACGGGUUGAGGAGCUACGCCGUCGCCGAGGCGAAAACGAGAGUGAAGAGUUCGAGAAGCUGAAGCAGAAGCAACAGGAGGCGGCUGUAGAACUGGAGGAGCUGAAAAAGAAGCGUGAAGAGCGCCGGAAAGUCCUGGAAGAGGAAGAGCAGAGGAGGAAGAAGGAGGAGAGUGAAAGGAAAGCUCGGGAAGAGGAAGAGAAGAGGCGGCUGAAGGAAGAAAUUGAAAGGAGAAGGGCAGAAGCAGCUGAGAAACGACAGAAGAUGCCAGAGGAGGCCCUGGCUGAUGAGAAGAAACCAUUUAAAUGCUUCACCCCGAAGGGUUCCUCUCUCAAGAUUGAAGAACGUGCAGAGUUCUUGAACAAAUCUGCCCAGAAGAGUGGCGUGAAACCCACCCACACAACCCAGGUGGUCUCCAAGAUAGACAGCAGGCUGGAGCAGUACACCAGCGCCAUUGAGGGCAACAAAGCUGCCAAGCCCGCCAAGCCCGCGGCCUCGGACCUCUUGGUUCCUGCCGAAGGCGUUCGUAAUAUCAAGAGCAUGUGGGAGAAAGGCAAUGUCUUCUCAUCGCCGUCCGGCACAGGAACGCCCAACAAGGAGACUGCUGGGUUAAAAGUCGGCGUCUCCAGUCGUAUUAACGAAUGGUUAACCAAGACCCCAGAAAACAGCAAGGCGCCCGCUCCAAAGCCAUCCGACUUAAGACCUGGAGAUGUAUCCAGCAAGCGCAACCUGUGGGAGAAGCAGUCAGUUGAAAAGACCAGUUCUUCCUCAAAGGUAACAACAGUGGGGAAAAAGUCAGAGACCAAUGCAGGUUUGAGAGAAUUCGAAAAGGAACACUAAGGAAGCCACUAAAGAUGUUGAACCAACUCGGUUUUAAAAACGGAAGUGCUAAAUUUGCCCCUUUCUUUUUAUAUAUAUUUAUAUUUGUUUACCAAAAGGCCUUUUUUUGGGUUGGGUUAUUUUUUUUUUCUGUUGCAUUAUCCCAGUUUUAAAGAACCAUGUAUAUUAGCACUGUAUUUAAUAACCAGUCUUGAGACAUUCAUUGUAAUAGUAGUGCCUUUGAACAAGAGCCAUGCUGUGAAAUAGAGACACUUCUACUGAUUAGUUCUAACGAAAUGGUGUGUCUGAAGAAACCAUUUUCAGCACACCGGAGCAGCAUUUGUGCCUUACAGACUAGGUCAUUCAAAACAAAACAUCCAGGGUGGGGGGGGGGGGGUUAAAAGGGAGAAGUAUAGCAACCUCUUUGCCACUGUUUGCUUACUGAACCUAGGAAAGUUUGGCAAGCCCCUGGUGAAUUCCCCGAGUGGAUUCUCUCCCCUGCAGAGCACAGGGACAGCAUCAUGUUAGGAAUGUUACUUUUGGCACCCAGCGUCAAGACCUUCAAGGAAGAGGCAUGCUCCUGCUCUCUGGUCCACACCACCAUUUUUUCACGAGUGCAGAGGGUACACCAUGAGGAUGUCCUGCAAGGAUGCCCACCUCUCGGUCACUUCUCUGAGGGGGAGGGCACUGCGCAAGUGACUGGGGCAUCACGUCCGGUCAUGGCACCCUCUUUAUGCUUGGGGUCGUGCCCUUGGCGGAGGUGAGUGGAGCAAGAGCCUUCUCCACUCCACAGAAAGGCUUGUCACUAGGCAGAACGUGGGAAACGGGGCUCAAAGGAUCCCUCUAAAGACCUUUCACACCUAUGGGAGAUGCCCUGUGUGGAAUGGGAUCCAACACUCAUUCAUUCUUUCUGCACUUUCGAUUGAAGCAUGGAAGAAAUGCCUUUAGGCUGCAGUCUUAUGCCCACUAACCUGGGGCUUCUCAGGGGCUUCUUUGCACGAGGCCAUUAUCGUGUGAUCACAAGGACCCACGGAAAUUGGCAGGGGCUUCACAUGGAAACAUUCUCCUCCAGGGGCUCCCCUGUGUUUACCGGCCAUUUUGUGGGGUGGGGGUUAGAGUGAGGAAAGUCGAGGCUGGAUUUCUUAUCUCAGGAUAAAAUGGUAUGAGAAGCCCAUGUAGUUUUGCAUUUCUGCUGUUUCAUAGCUAUACCACAGCACCACCUUGUGGUUGUGUAAUGGAAUGCCUAGAAAGGCCGAGAGAAAAAAUGCAAAGGCCUUACUCUUAAUCCAGCAAAACAAAAAAUGGAAGUAGAAGCCUCCAUAAAGUGGUAGCUUAAAAACCUCAUGGAGAGAAGCCCUUACUUUUGAGUAGACCUAUAUAGGAUGGCACUGUUAGUUGACUGUUCCUCCCCCAUUUUUGCCCGUGUCAAAUUUGCAUCCAAAAGGUGAAAACUGUUUUGUAGUUUUAAGUAUCUUUUUUAAAAAAUCCUAUUUAGUUUAAGUUAAUAACCUAAAUUUGGACGAUUGCGGUUGACGGUGGUACUGAUAACUUCUCUCUCUCUCUCUUUGUUAGCUGCAGUUUUAGAUUAUAUACCUAUAGCUUUGCAAAGCUUAGCUGUAUGGCACUGUUAAUGGUAGAAGCGUUUUAAUACCUGCUAGAGUACUGUAUUUAGUUUUUAAAAAGUCAUAACUAGCCAAUAUCACAACUUUUUUUAAAAAAAUACACACUUUUUAUAUUAAGAUUUCAUAAUUGCCAUUUGGCAUAUGACAAGAGGAGUAUUAGAUUUUUUUUAAAAAAAGAAUCAAAACCCUGUUAAUGGGUAAUAAAAAGUAUAGUUUUAAAGAGGGAGGAAAAGAGGGUAUUAAGCGUCAAGCAUAAGUCACGUGUAUAAACAUUGUAGCUAAUUUAUAUAAAACUACCAUAAUUAACACACACAAGAUACACAUGCUCAUACUCGGUUCCUACCCUACUGCACGCUAAUUUUCUGUUUGCAUCUCACAGAGUCAGUGUUUUACAAAGGGGAGGGCACAGUCUCAACACUUCUUGGUGUAGCUAAACUCCCGAGCGAGUUGAGAGGGUGGGUUAGCACAUCUUCCUGCCCUCUCCCCCUCCUUGGCCGUUUGUGCACUGCCACAGGGGGACCUCUGUGUACAUCCCCCACAGCCAGUUCAGCUGUUCCUCUCCUGCUCAGGUCUCAACAUACAAGAUGCACAUGGGAUUAAGAACCUGCUGAGUUGGGGGCAGGAGGAAGGGUACCCAAGGCCAAUUUUCUCCCCUACGUGUAGCUGCACUGAGGCGCGGGGGUUUGGCUGAUGCCCUGAUGUAUCUGCCGAAGAGCACAAUUCAAUGCAUAUGUAAGCAGGGGAAAAGUCCUACAACUGCCAGAGUUGUAGGGCUUUCUUCUCUCUGGACCUGCCUAGCAUCAUGCCCUGGAAGUUUUCUUCCAGCCGUAUCAUUUGUAUAUAGCAACCAUAAGGGUUUGAAUUUACAGAGCACCCGAUGUUCAGCAUGUACACCGUAUAGUAUGCAGGUAGAGUAAAAUGGGAAUGCCGUUUAGCAUUAUUUAGGUUUUAUAGCCCACCCUCAGAUGCCAUCGUAGCUCGAGGAUGGUUAUUCUCGCAUUGCUUUCCAUUUUUGUGGCAUCCCCAUUUCUGGUUUUCUGUGAAGAGGAUGUGGCCCCUCUCCCAGGGGAGCUUCUCUGCUUUCGCUGAACACCCUUGUUUACAUAAUGAAUUCCACUUGGGCUUUCGGUAUAGAGCGAAACCGUGCAGUGAAUGACUUUGGAUCUGCCUGUUGUUGUUUGGUUUGUAUUUUUUUAACACGCACCUUUUACAUCCGAGUUCCUGCAAUAAACCAGUAUGCUGAAUUUGCAAUUCACAAUAAAUGGACUUUGUCUACCA